AUGACAGAGGCAGCCCUACAUGUUGAACAACUGAAUCAAUUAAAGGAGAUAUUUGGUCGGUUUGACAUGGACUCGGAUGGCAGCCUGACCAUUUUAGAACUUGCAGCUUUAUUAAGGUCACUAGGACUCAAGCCCUCCGGUGACCAAAUUCAUGUUCUAUUAGCCGACAUGGAUUCUAAUGGCAAUGGCUCUAUAGAAUUCGAAGAAUUGGUCCAUGCCAUCUUACCUGAUGUAAAUGAGGAGGUUCUUGUAAAUCAAGAGAAACUUUUGGAGGUAUUUCAUAUAUUUGAUCGUAACGGUAAUGGAUACAUUAGCGCUGCCGAGCUAGCAGGAUCUAUGGCCAAAAUGGGGCAACCAUUAACGUACAAGGAACUAACAGAGAUGAUAGAGGAGGCAGAUACUGACGGUGAUGGUGUAAUUAGUUUCAAUGAAUUUGCAACUGUUAUGGCAAAAUCAGCCGUGGAGUUCUUAGGCAUCACUUAG
This is a messenger RNA of Populus nigra (black poplar), 483 nucleotides long. RefSeq names its product probable calcium-binding protein CML15. The record is from RefSeq and is a predicted model, not a curated record. The coding region runs from base 1 to 483 and encodes 160 amino acids. Gene Ontology annotation, molecular function: enzyme regulator activity; calcium ion binding. NCBI's taxonomy places the organism in Eukaryota, Viridiplantae, Streptophyta, Magnoliopsida, Malpighiales, Salicaceae. The transcript has a single exon.